ACGAGGAGCGGAACACACACACUCGGGGUUCCGAUGGCGGCGGCCGCACCAACACACGCGCCCGUGUCCUCCUCAGCGUGCCGCGCGGGAUUCUCCUCUAGCGGUGUAUCCUUCCCCAAUUUUCGCUCGGCAGCGGCUUCGGCCCCUGGGUGGCGGCGCAGGGAGCCGUACCCGGCAGUCUCCGUAGUGUCGAGCUCCCCGCAGUCUGUGGCAGGAGCUAUAACCGUCGACACCGAGGUUGACACAUUGCUAGACAGUGUGAAGUGGGACAGCAAAGGGUUGGCUGUUGCCAUUGCACAAAAUGUGGAUACUGGAGCCAUUCUUAUGCAGGGUUUUGCUAAUAAAGAAGCCCUUGCAAAAACUAUAUCAACCAGGAAAGCCACAUUCUUUAGCCGUUCACGGUCUUCCUUGUGGACGAAAGGGGAGACAUCCAUGAACUUCAUUAAUGUGCAUGACAUUUUCCUAGACUGUGACCAUGACUCUAUAAUAUACCUUGGAAAGCCAGAUGGACCUACCUGCCAUACAGGAGCAGAAACGUGUUAUUAUACUUCAGUUUAUGAUGCUCUACAAAGUUCAAAGCCCAAUGAAGGCAGGCAGGUUAUGACAACCCUAUACUCACUUGAAGAUACAAUUAGUAGACGCCACGAGGAGAAAGUUACUGAUGGAGGUGGCAAGCCAUCAUGGACGAAAAAGCUACUCCUUGAUAACCAGCUACUUUGCUCGAAAAUACGUGAAGAAGCUGGUGAGCUAAUUCAAACGCUGCUUGAGAACGAGGACCAAUCUCGUGCAGCUUCGGAGAUGGCUGAUCUGCUGUACCACGCUAUGGUGCUGCUCAGAGUCAAGGAUGUAAAGAUGGAACAAGUCCUUGAGGUCCUGAGGAAGAGAUUUUCGCAGUCUGGUAUCGAGGAGAAGGCCAGUCGCAAUAAAUCUUAGCGUGAUUGGUUAAUAAUGCCUUGAUGGUGGAUGACUCUGAUUUGCUAUCGGUGCGGAAUGUGCACUAUUGAAGAAUUUUGUGUUUGAUGGAUCAGUUGUGUUUUUGUUUUCUCCGACAAGACAUCUAUGAAAUAUGUGGCAGGUGUCAAUAAAGUUAUCUCAUACAGCAGACCGUUUAC
Messenger RNA from Zea mays, 1112 nucleotides. Its product is annotated as histidine biosynthesis bifunctional protein hisIE. Gene Ontology annotation, biological process: L-histidine biosynthetic process. Gene Ontology annotation, molecular function: phosphoribosyl-AMP cyclohydrolase activity; phosphoribosyl-ATP diphosphatase activity. NCBI's taxonomy places the organism in Eukaryota, Viridiplantae, Streptophyta, Magnoliopsida, Poales, Poaceae. The record is from RefSeq and is marked validated.